AUGACCCACAGCUCGAAAGGGAGUACCGGCCGUCAUCAUCACAGGACAUCCGCCGUUCCGAGCGACAAGACGGAGAGAGGCGAACUCAGCGCCGAUCCAGCCAAGACGAGUCAGAUGACGACCGUCACGCCCAAAGAGGACCAAGGCGGAAGCGGUCCCACUCGCUCCAGUAGUCGGGGGUCACUGCGCUUGCACGAGCCACCGCCUGAAAUGGGGAAGAGGAAGGUGCGAACGAGACAGCGGCUGAGUCCGACGGAGAGGGUAUAUGAGGAUCCAGAGGCGGCCAAGGCUGCUUUCCAGGCGGAGAGGGUGGGGAACCCCUUUCAUCGGCGGGCACCCACCCCGUAUACGUCUCGGGCGAGACGGCGGUCAGGCAGUCAGAGUACGGCGGGGUCGGGCGGUGGAUCGGGAGGGGAGAGCGGGUCGGACGCGACGAGGCAGGCGAUCGGGCGGAAAGCGUCGGGGAGGAGUUUGAGGUCAAGGGUGUCGUUUGAGGAUGGAAGUUUGUCGAGGAGGAGGGGAGGUGAUUCGGGGGAAGAAGGUGAUGCGUCAGGAGAGGAGGGAUAUCGUCCUCGAUCUACCCUCGGGGCGUGGGAACCAGGAUUCGGCGCGACACAGGGGAUAGGGGCAGCGGGGGAAGCCAUCGAGGUGAUAGGAUUGGGAAGAAAGACGCCCCGCCAUCGCAUCUUCAAGCGCGAAAUGCUCAAGCCCGCUCUCAGAUCAGCCAUGUCGAGCCGGGUCGACCUCACUACCACCUCCCACGGCGGGGGAGGCAAUUGUGGACGAGACAAGCCCCUUCCUGGACGGCCAGGGAGCAUCGUAUCGAGCGUCAUCGACGUGCUGCGUAGUAGGCCUAGCCUUCCGCCAGAGAAUGGUCACCGGGACCACCAGCCGCAGCGGCACCAGCGGGGUCCGCCGAGCUCUUUCCGGCGUCCUGUUCCAGGCCAAGCUACAUCCCACUCGCCUACCGACUCUGUCAGCCAACAAGCGGCAGAGCACCAUACUUCUCCCCAGAGGACCGGCGGACCCCAGACCUCACCCGACUUCCCGCUUAUCCGAGCUCGGUCAUUCCAGGCACCCUCGAAUGCCUGGCCGGACCAGCUUUCCCCCAUCUCCCCUCUUCCGCCUCCAGCUCAAACAGCUCCACCGCGCCCCUCCCUCCGCGCCCUAUUCUCCUCCUUUUCCCGCAACCUCAACUUUGACGAUGCGCCCUUCGGCGGCAGUGGAGGGGGUCUUUCUCGUCGUCCCCACUCGCCCAUCUUGCUCGUCCCGCCUGCAGAAAACCUCUUUGCCUAUCUUGCGACUAUAUAUCUGGCGGAAUGGCGGGAGUGGCCUGUUCCUCCUGGUGAAGGUGGAAGCAAACGGGAGCGAGGCGUGAUGUCCAAAAAGAACGGCGCGGCGGGGUGGGAGUGGUACCGCCGGGCAGAGGCGGCUGAGGGGAGCCGGGGCAUGAGAGCUCUGACGUCUUGGGGCACGUUGGACCGAUUCUGGGACAGGCAGAUUGUCGACUGGUGUCAGCAAAAUGUCCCGUCCGAGCCGGUCGAUCCCGAAAACAGGUGGGGAAAGCAAAUCUUCGCGCUUCCUGCGCAAGGGUAUCAGACGCUCGAAUUCUACGACGAGAAGGCGCAGAGUACGCCGGAUAACGGUCUGCUCAGCUGGGUGACUGGAUCGCUCCUUCAAACAGCCACCUCUGUACUGCACAUGCUGCGCCACUCCGCUUCACCCUUCGCAUUCCACCUCAUCCCUUCACCUCCGCCCCCAUAUGCGCCUCAGCCGCAGCAUCGCCGUACCCGCUCGAAAGAUAGUCACGCGCUGUGGGAAGGCUUCGGCACCCUCGUCUCGGUACACAAAGACAAUUCGAGCGAUCGGUCGAUGAUACUGGAGGUCAGGCCGCCGGGCAUCGUAUCCAGCGCGGUGAUGCGAGAGUUCGCAAAGCCGAGGAGGGAAUGGUGGAUGUUGCCCUCCGAGGCGUACACUGGGGACGUGGGGCAGGCGAACCUGUUGCAGGCUCAGGAGGUAUAUGAUGCUUGUGUGCAGAACCAGGUGUUCUUCUUUGUGGUAACGAAUCUGAAGUAUUGGGUUUUCGGAACUUUCAACUCAAAUUACACCAGCGCGUCAUGCUCGCCUGUUUUGCAUCGCAAAGCAAAAGAGCCAUCAGUGAUGCAGUGCAUGGCGUCGUGGCUGGUCCGAUCGGUAGACGAGCGACCAAAAGCGAGCGAGCCAGUCCCGCUGAACAUCAUACCCCCUCCUUCCCCUCAAUCACCUCUCGCACCGCCUUACUCCCAGCCCAACCCCGCUCAGCGGUCCCAACCUCACUCCCGUCACUCGCGAUCCCGAUCACACCCCACUUCGAGCCCGGUUCCGACCUACGAAUACGUCCACCAGCCGCAGCAAGCCUGGCAGAAUCACGCCGGGGUCGGCUGGACCGGACAGCACCAAGCUUACGAGUACAACCCCUACCCCUCACCCGCAUUGAGCGACUUCGGGUACCCCGCUUAUGGGAUGCACGGAAUGGGCAUGGGUAUGCAGGGGUAUGGCGGUCAUGGCGAGGGUCAGGGCGGAGGGUAUGGGUAUGGCACAUGGUCGCCUGGCGGAGGGGCGCAGGGGUAUCCGGGCAGGCACGGAAACUCGCCUGUUCCGCAAGCGCAGGCGCAGAAUUCGAUGGGUGGGUUCUGGUAUGGCAGUACCGGGUGGGGCAGGUGA
Molecule: messenger RNA, 2703 nt
Organism: Dioszegia hungarica
Lineage: Eukaryota; Fungi; Basidiomycota; Tremellomycetes; Tremellales; Bulleribasidiaceae
Exons: 7
Coding region: 1-2703 (900 amino acids)
Source: RefSeq, a predicted model, not a curated record